Molecule: messenger RNA, 156 nt
Organism: Thecamonas trahens ATCC 50062
Lineage: Eukaryota; Apusomonadida; Apusomonadidae
Exons: 2
Coding region: 1-156 (51 amino acids)
Source: RefSeq, a predicted model, not a curated record
AUGCCUUCGCCCAAGUCGGGCUGCGACCUGCGGUACGCACCGGGCUGGGCCAUUCUCGACUCGGCCGAUCCAACUAAGGUCCUAGCCCGCUCGAACGCGCCGCUGCUCGUCUCGACCGAGGCGUGGGAGAAGGGCCGCACCGACGGCCACGGCUGA